This is a messenger RNA of Coregonus sp. 'balchen', 10159 nucleotides long. The record is from the annotation of a GenBank genome assembly. Lineage: Eukaryota; Metazoa; Chordata; Actinopteri; Salmoniformes; Salmonidae.
AUGGAGAGGAGUGAGAGAAGGGGUCUGGGGGCUGGUGUUGAGGCGCUGAGGGGAGAGCUGGAGGAGGUGGGCCUGGGGCUGGAGGAGCUGGGAUAUUGUCCCUGGGAGGAGGUGGAUGUUCCCCGCAUGGAGGGGGGCUGUACUCCCCUUAUCACUGCCUGCCAGAGGGGCUUGACUGAGGUAAGCACCAUCGGGGGAGGGGGAUCCUUCAUUCGGUUCAGGGGGAGGUCUGUCUGGUAUGUUAGUCUGCUUCAGAGACCCUUUGAUUGAACUGAAUGGAACUGACCUGAUAAGAUAUGAUUAGUAUUCUUAUUGUUAGUGAAUAAGCAUAUAUAUAUAUAUAUAUAAAUGGAAACAGCAUGGCUGAUAUGCUUUAUACAGACUUUGUUCUGUUUAUGAGGUUGCAUGUUUAUUAGUCUUACACAUUAUAAUCUACAUUCAACAUAAGCAUCACUGUGUGAAUGAAUUGAAGGAAUAUUUAAAUCGAAAACAGUUUAAUAUACUGUGAGGAUGUGAACAAUCCAUUUAAACACAGGUGUUGUAAAACAGAAAUGUUUUCCUCUGAGCGUUAAAGUAACAUUACUCUUCAGUUGUAUUUUUCCUCCCAAUAACAAUAACACGGUGUCAUACAUGUUACAUCUCACGGGGGGGGGGGGGGAUUGGUAAGACAGAUGAAGACCUCAUUAUUAUACAACCCAUGAUCAUUCUCUGGAGAUAAACUAUCAAAACAACCACAUUACUUUCUGUUAGUAUUGUCUAAGGCCACAGGGGAAAGAACUGCUUGCAUGUGUCUCAGGAGUUGGGUCUUUCCAGCUUUUGUUUUGACUCUGUAUGAUUGAACAGAUUUCACUGUUACCAAAGCAAAACAUGGCAUUGUACUUUGUACUCUGAAGAAAACGUACAAUAAACCCCAUACUAUUAUGCUGGCUAUCAUUUACUUGACAUUUACUUGACCUUUGCCAUUUUGAAAUAGGUGACCAAAGCAUGUCUUAACCCUACCCUGCCCAUACAACAUGGGGGGGUAUUUAAAUGUCGAUUUUGUUAUCAGGUUGUACACUUCCUUCUGAAAAGAGGAGCCGAUGUGACUCUGUGCAACCAUAGAAACCAGACACCACUGCAUGUGAGUCUUCCUGUCCUCCAGGAGGUGCUGUUAUCAGCCAUGUUCAGGCCUCUGUCCCACCAGACCCAGCUCCUCCAGGCUGCCUGGCAGGGAGACCUCGACUCCCUGCAGCACCUCCUGGUAAGUCCCCCUCCCCCCAAACCUCCUUUACAACGCCUCACCAUAGAACACACACACACACGCACAAGCAAGCACCAAGAGUGCACACACAGUCACUGCCACUGAUAUCACUCCCAACGCCCUUCACAUUGUGUAACUGGAAAUGUGAUACACAACAUCAGGUGCUUGUCUAACAACGGGGUAAGCUAGAGUUUAGAUUAGCACAAAGGACAGCAUUUAGUGGAUGCAGCCGAAGCGGCUAUGAGCAUUCCAACUCUAAUCAUCUCCAGGACAUUUCUCAUUUGACCUAUCUUUAUUCGUAAUGCUCUUUCAAAGUGAAGGACAUUUGUGGAACUCAGGCACCAGUGCUGACCCUAUAUAUCUAUGUCUGGUGUGUUACAGGCCCAGACUGACCUAGUGGAUGUGAACACUCAGAACCGCGACGGGCUGACCCCUCUGAUGCUGGCUGUGAGGGACGUCGACCUGUUUGAGGGGCUGGACGUCCGGUUGCCAUGGGAAUACAGACCUGUGGAGGUGGUCAGGGAACUGCUGGCUCUCUCAGCGUAAGGAAACCUGCAGCAAUGACAAUAACGCUUUGGUUUUGUUAUUACAACAGCCUAAAACAUUAUUACAACAGCCUUAUUGCAAAAUGACCUUAUUACAGCAAUACAAUCUUAUUAUAACCUGACAACAUAAUAAUAUAUUCCACCUCCCAAGCUAACAAUUUCCUUGUUCCAUAACAGCACUGAACAAAUACUAUUUCACAUUGCCCCUGCAUUUUUAUUGGUCUAUCUCUAUAAAUUAUGUUAAUUAUUCUCCCUCUGUCCAAACAGUAACCUGGGGGUGCGUGAUGUCCACGGCUGUUCUGCUCUUCACUAUGCUGCUCAGAUAGAGAGCCCCCUGAAAGACCAACUCAUCCAGAUGAUGGUUGUGUCCCUCGGACAGCCAGGUAGAACAUGACUUUCGACCAAGAUGAUCAGACAAUGUUGUUACUACAGUUAUUACUGUGGAAUUACGUGACAUGACUUUCAACAGUGAUCUUCAGACAAAUCCAACAUAACACAACAGAGAUUUUUGGUAUGGUUUGAUAUAUUCUCUGUUUACUGUUGAGGAUAUUGCAGGGAAAUACUUUUAUAUCCAAGUACAAACCAUGUGAUCUGCUUUGAGGAUUACUUGUUAUACGCGUACUAGUACCACACCAAAUCUGCUUAUGUUUGUGGCAGUUCGUUCUUGUGACAUCACAGUACUCAGGUCAUGUACAACAUGAUGCCUUUAAAGUUUUCCUCUAAAGUAGAUUUUACAAAUCUAUCCUGACAGAAAUGCAAUACAGAUUUGAUUCAUCUAUUAGGUUACUGAAUAGCAAAGGAGGCUGCUGAGGGGAGAACGGCUCAUAAUAAUGGCCGGAAUGGCGCAAAUGGAAUACCAUUUCACUUAUUCUGCUCCAGCCAUUACCACAAGCCCCUUCUCCCCAAUUAAGGUGCCACCAACCUCCUGUGGUGAAUAGUAUUGAUUAAUAAACCAUUUAGUCGAUCUGUGCGGUGUGUACUUGCGUAAUCAAAUGUUUUCCUGUGCUUGGAGGCGUGGUCAAAGCCAGCACUCAUAUGGGAAAUCCUGGUGAAUUCCUGAGGGGCUGAGUGUGUGAGAGAGGGCCUUGUUUCCUUCUUGUGCUCACUGACUCCACUAACUCCACAUUUCCGUCUCAUUCUUCCCUGGCCAACAAACAGCACCCAUGCCCCUGGACCUGCAGUGCUUCCACCUUGAUGAGCUGAGAGCAACAAACUCCCCCAGCCCCUCUCCCUCUCUGACCGAUGAGCUGAGAGCAACAAACUCCCCAAGCUCCUCUCCUUAUCUGAUCCAAAAUGUCCUAAUUCAGACUGUUACCAGCACAGAGGUAAGUGAACGUCAUGUUGUACAGUUAUGUAAGAAGUGUACAAGUCUGUAAUUUUGUGGAGACAUGCUUCAUAAUGUGAUUUUGUUCACUAUCUGUUAUCUGUCAAGAUAUUUUCACUUAAAGUACAUUUUAAGCUCAUCAAAUAUAUUAAUACAAGACAAGUUCAUUACAAGACAAGUUAGUUGUAUUGCAUCAAAACACUGUUUACUACACCAUAGCUUUUGUCUCAAUUGCAUUAUUUAUUACUUAACCAAACAAUGCCCAAAUAUCCCUAAUCAAUCAAAAGGCUUAAUCCAUGGUAGCUCUUCCGCUAAAGCAAUGGGGCCCAAUUCACCAGAGGCCUGAGUUAGAUCAGUGUAAUUGGCUGGUGGGGAGUCUGUGUUCUGACUGGCUGACUCUUAGCUACAUCCUGACUUUGCUUUGAAGUGGACUUCACAGGUGAGACUGAGGCAGGGAGCGCAGCUGGCUACUGUCUGAUGUCUAAUGACCCGGCCCACUUAUUGAAUAGAGGAAGAGCAGAUGGUUGACAGAGGCUACCCCAGGAGCACACAAACACAGCAGACUGGGAGCUAAUGUGAAGCUAUAGAGAAGGACACCAUUUCAAAAUUUUAGGCCACCCCCAGGGAAAUUAAAUGGGGUGGAGUUGUUAAUCAGAUGUUUAACAAUCUAAUUUGUUAUAGGCUCUGAGACAAAUGUCAGGUGUAAACAACAACCACUAUCACCAUCGUCCUCCUAACUACACUUAGGUCAAUGAUAUCAUAGAUGUUUUUGUCAUGUCAAAUGCCACAGGAAUUUAGGCUACUAUGAUCAUUCUUAUUUGCCCAUGUUUUUCCCUUGUAGGAUGUUCUGGAGUCUCCAGAGUGUGUUCCUUUAUCCGACCAUCAUAAAGCCAUCAGCCAAGGUAGGAUGUAUUUCCCUAUUGUGCACUGACAGUGACUCCUUGUGCCUCUGGUCUGUGUGCCCUGUAGGCUCUACAGAAGACCCCCCCCCCUCCUCCCAAACACACCCUUCCCCUCUCCUCACACACUGGGCCUAUCCCACAAAGAGACAGCCACAAAGGCCAGCCCUGCCAUGGCCCAAGCUGAUUGGCUCAGUGUGCUAAAUCACUCCCCUCAGGGAGACACAAUACAGACUUCCAGCUGGAAACCUUCCUGACUCCUGUCAGACACACUACAGACACACACAACAGAACAGAGUAGCUCAGAGAGCGAAAACGAGAGUGAGCGAGAGAGAGAGAGAGAGAGAGAGAGAGAGAGAGGUGUACAGCCCCUCUCAAUCUCAUUCUGUCAUAUAAUCUGAGUAGGCUGAGAUGAUGGUAGACUGUACUAACUGGCUCUGAAACAGGUAACGUCUAUUGUUUCUUAUGUUGUUCUCCGACCACUCUGUUUGGAAAGUACUGUAAAUGCUAAAUGUCAUUUGUAGUUUUCUGCACAUAGGCUGUGUGCAGGAACAGUUGUGUGUAAAAACAACAAGAGUAAAUAGUGUAAAAUGUUUGGCAUUAUACAGUGUUUAUAAGUUGUAUUAUUGGUUAAUUUUGAUCUUGGUGAAAUUCUACUGAGUUUAUCAUAAACAGUAUCAUGGUGGAGCGUCUGAUUUGUCACUGGACUGUUGUGAUACUGAAUGCUAUCCGACAUGUGACAGAGGAACCAUUCACUGUUGGCCUGCGACUUUUGCUGUUGACACACAGUAGCAGUAAUGUCCCUGCCGUGUGUGAAAGGUACAUCAACCCCUACUGACCUCAGGCUGUGUUGGAUGUGUCCUGUAGAUAAGGGGCUCUCCCUCUCCUUCCAGAGCGCCAUGGAUACCCUGAGGGACAUGAGGCAAGCCUACCAAGAUCUGGGGAAGGGUAGCAGGUGGGCACGCACACACACACGCUCCAUGUUAAUUAGAACGGCUAUUAAUUAAUAUAGCAAUACAGUAACCACAGAGCUAAUUGACAGUCAGGAACCCACCCAAACACCAACACCUGUUCACACAGACACACACAAAAACUUAUGCACACAUCCUUGCAAUCAACAAGCACUCUCGCACACAUGAACAAACAAAUCCACCAUACACUAGUCCCUCCUCCUUGUGUGUACUUCACCCCCCAAUCCCCCUUCCACACCUCCCUCUCACUUUUACAUAAAUACAGAAUAAGAAGUGUCCAGUUACACGGUCAGGCCAGCAGUCAUCAUGUCAAGGGCAUGCCAAUCUCCCCGAACAGAGAACAGAGGGAGACAGAGAGAAACAGAGGGAGAGAGGGAGGAACAGAAGGAGAGUCUACUUUGCUCUCUGAAACAGAUCAUUGUCUGUAGGGCUCUUACUGCUGAAAGAGGUCCAAAGGGAUCCUGGGAGAAUAAACCCCUUUGAAAAGUUCUCUCACUUUACAGCAUCAGCUUCCCUGGCCAGCGUCCCUCUGCUGUGCCCUCUGUCCUGUGUCCACACAGAACGGAGAAAGUGCAAUUGAAGAGGAGGGACAGUGUUCAUUAUUAGGAAAUGAUAUCAGAUUACCCUACGUCUCAGCUCCAGGUUCAAGAUCAAAUAUAUAAUAUCAAGCCUUGUAAAUUUUGUGAAUCUUAGAUGAUUUGAAGGAACCACAUUAUUUUACCAAGAUUGUUCAAGAUUGCCUGUGAGGUAUAUGAACUCAUACUAAGGAUUUAUUCUCAAAUCUAAUUUGUUCUCUCUUCAGUCGAGGUUCAUCUCUACCCAGUCUGUGGUUCAGAGCCAGACACUUAAACAAACUGGAUCCUACACUGGGGCUAUUGACGACCACGGGAAGCUCCUCCUGCCUGCCUGUUCCCCCCAGGCUCAGGGGCAGAUGUGAGGCUGUGGCCCCCAGCCUGGUGUCCCCUCACCCAGCCCAGCUGAGCCAAUCUGCCCCCGGUCUAUUGGAGCCUCUCCUGGACUCGAGCUCUCUGGUCCAGGCCCGAGCCCACAUCCAGAACAGUUAGUAAUAUAAUAAUCAUAUAAUGUCUGCUACAGGCUUAGAGGACAAUAUAAGGUUGCCAUGUUGUUGAUUAAUUUGUUUAGGUAAAGGUCAUACUCAUGAAUGGGUUUCGAGAAGUACUCUUUGUUGAGGAAAUUAUCUUAUGUUUGUAAAGCUUGGCAUGUUCUUGUCUUGCAGGGCUUGGGUGUGGUGAAACUGAGAAAACAAGUAAUGGUCGAAAGGUAGGUCAACUCGAAUGAAUAAUGUUUUAUUUGUACAUCACAUUUUCAUACAGCUUCCUUAGUUUGAAAAACCAACUGUAAUUUGAUAUUUAUUCACAUUUCCAAUCAUCUCUGUCCAGAGCUCCUUCCCUGCCCUGCUUCCAGGCCCCAUUAGGACCCCCAAGCUGUUAGCCCCUCUGGAGGGGAGGCAUAGAGACGGAGGAGUACUGCCCGGCCUGAAGCACCCUUCUCCCCUAAAGCCCAUCAGCCUGGUGCCCCUGACCUCCAUGCUGAGGAGGGAGAGGCUGGCCAGGACCAGGGUGAGCCCCAGAGGGUCCCCAGGCACCAGGGGGGGAAGCGAAGAGAGCAGCUCCAGUAGCCAGUCCUCCAUCGACCUGGAGGAAGAGGAGGAUGAGAAUAAGAGAGACUUAAGAGAGACUACAGCAAAACAACAUGCUGGAGAGACUUUUGAGGGAAGGUUGCACUUGGAUCUAGACUCAUCUGGAAAGUUUAAUGUUGGAGAUUACAGUGAGGAUAAUGCAGCCCAUUGGAAUAGGGAGUCGACAAGACAUCAGGGGGCCUUUACUAGGGAUAUCAAGGAAGGAGUAUCUAUCAAAUCUGACCCUGAAGGGAGAGGGUACAAAGCAAUAAUUGAAAUGAGGCACAAACUUAACCCCGAUUUGACACAUUUCAAAGAUGUUAAGAGCACUUCAUGCUUUGAGGGGGAUUGUGAGGAUAAGGUUGUGGCAGUGGAACAGACAAAGGUGAUGUGCUCAGGGGGUCUCUCAAAAGAGACCACAAGAACUGAGCCAACUACCACAUACCCCUUUGUAUCUAAAAGAAAUGGAAAGAAAGAGAUUCAAGUUGAUGACAAUAAUGCAAAGACUGGUGUUGUGGAUGACACCAAGUAUCAAUGUCUUCCUUCUACUGUGAAUAUCACAUUACCUGAAUUAAACCCUCCUACAGAGAAAAAGAUCAAACCUAUCAAGCCUGUCAAGAACAAAGAGAGAAGAGGCAGCACUAGUGUCCAAACCAAAACCAAUCAGUCUUUCAACGUCUUGGCACACAAAGAUCACAUUCGGGGGAACAGCAAGUCCAAAAGCAACCUGAGGACUUCACCCAUUCCUUCACAAGUCAAAGGCAAAGUCAGAAAACCUCCUGAUCUCAUCAUCAGUGGGGAGGCCACAGUGAAAUCAAGGAUAAUCUCUACCAAGACUGGUCAGAAAAGCACAGACUCAACCUCUGUCAGAACGAGGGUUACAGAGCCCUUACGUCCAAGCUGCAAAAGGUUGAACAAUGACAAAAAGGCACUUACUAAAAUAAAAGCCCCUUGUCAGAAACCUAUUCAGCAGAGGGAGCCGAAAAGUGCCAGACAACCCAAGACUGGGUCACAACUGGGGACCCUGAGGGCCAAGUCAGCCGUGGACUACAUCACCUACAGUGAUAUGUUCCAGGAAAUCAACACCGGGCAUGAGGAAGGACCAGUCAUCUAUGAGAUGUUUGCAGGCCCGGUGUUUGACAACAUUAGAGUUUCCAGUUCAUGUGAGAGGACCAGGCAGGUCCAGUCUGCCCCAUCUAGGAAGACCCAAACCCACAGGACCAAACACAAAUGCCCUAAACCACUGGAGAGCAGUAGACUGAGGCGAAGCCCAGUGGACAAGGGCAAGCAGAGGAAGAAUAGGGCUAUUAGGCCUAUUUCCAGGGGAAAGUCGCAUCUAACGCCUAUCGCCAUCACGGAUGACAAAGACGACGUGGUGGUAAUUUCUGCGCUCGACUGGCACAUCCAGACGAAGAAUGAGCUGCUCCUCAGUAAAGAUGGAGAAGAGACAGUCUCUCCCAACACACCAGAGGUUCAGGAGGGGGACCAUACGUUGUCACUGUCAGUGAUAGAUGAAGUGCUGUCAAUGUCCAGCCAUGCGUCAAACCCACUAAUAUCUCACCACUGGCCGAGAGACAAAACCUCUCCCAGUCAGACAAAGACUAAACUCACAUCUCAUUCUGACCCAGACGAUGAUCGCCUCCAUGUGCAGAACAAUAGGGGACCCAUCGGGAACAACAUAUCAGAAAAUGACAAUAACAAUAGCAAGGCAAAUCACCUAGACCAUUCAUCCACUCCAUCCUAUUGCCCAGUGCAGCCUAAGAUCAACACCUGGACCUCAGGUAGCUGUGACAGCAGGACCUUGUCCCCUGUGUUCCAGAAGUUUCUGGAUGAUGUGGGGGAGGGACCACUGACCGAUGACCUGCUCCGUUGUCUGGCAGAAGAGCUGAUAUCACUGGAUGAGAGAGAUGGUGUAUCUCCAUGUCCAGAAAACAACUGUGACUCAGACCAGAGGGAAUUCAGAAACGAUUCUGAGCCGAGAUGUGAGAAGUUACUGGGGGUAAGCUAGCACUAAAGAAUUACCUACACCAAUUACAGCUAAUCAUAUAUAUAAAUCACAAAUGUGUAACUUCUUACCCUGUGCGUUUGUCCACUAGGAUAUUACAUCACCUGGAGAAGUGCUCAGUGGGUCUAGGUUGGUAGUGGAUGAUGCCAUCACCUGGAGGAAAGGAGAAGUGCUGGGCAGAGGAGCUUAUGGAACUGUGAGUACGUCAGCUUCUCUGUUGCCUUGGAAAAGAGGAAAAGUGACAUCACAGUAAAGAGAACCAAUCAUGCCAACACACAAACCUUGCUAUAGCUGUACAAUCCCAUAUCAAAACAAGGCUACCUUCAUCUCAGACAUUCAACUGAAACAGUUUAGCUAAGCUCUUGGGUAUCAAAUGAGUACCUGUGCCUGUCUAUAAUAGGAAUUUAAAGUAUGUUUUGGCUUUAAAUCAUAAAGCUUAAUAUUUUUGCUGUUUUUAGGUGUUCUGUGGACUGACCAGCCAAGGCCAGUUGAUAGCCGUAAAACAGGUGGCCCUGGACGCCUCAGACCUCGACACCGCAGACAAGGAGUACAACCGCCUACAGGAGGAAGUAGACCUCCUAAAGAACCUCCAUCACAGCAACAUUGUGGGAUUCCUGGGCACCUCUCUGCGGGACCACAUGGUCAGCAUCUUCAUGGAGUAUGUCCCCGGAGGAUCCAUCGCCAGCGUGCUCCACCGCUUUGGCCCCCUUCCGGAGCGCGUCCUGGCCCUGUACACCCAUCAGAUCCUGGAGGGGGUGUCCUACCUGCACCUCAACAGGGUCAUCCACAGGGACCUGAAGGGGAACAACGUGAUGUUGAUGCCUACAGGAGUAGUCAAGCUGAUAGACUUCGGCUGCGCCCGGCGUUUGAGUUGCCUCACUCACACACACAGUCGUAGUGACCUCCUGAAAUCGGUGCACGGCACGCCCUACUGGAUGGCGCCGGAGGUCAUCAACGAGACGGGUCACGGCAGGAAGUCGGACAUCUGGAGCGUGGGGUGCACAGUGUUUGAAAUGGCCACAGGGAAGCCGCCGCUGUCACACAUGGACAAGAUGGCGGCGCUGUUCUACAUCGGGGCGAGGAGAGGCCUGAUGCCCUCACUGCCUGACGGGUUCUCAGAGGACGCCAGGGAUUUUGUUCAAGUCUGUCUGACCAAGUGAGUUGAUCUACAAUUCUGUACUUACAAGCAAAAUGUUACAUAUAAUAAUUUUAAAGGGAUAGUUCAACCAAAUGACUGAUGUUUCCUUACCUUGAAUGUGGUCUCCGAAUAAGUAGAUUGGGAUCUACACUGUGGGUUUGUAUAGAAAGCUACAAAGACUAAAGUAAAACAAACCCAAGUGUGGAUUAACAUUUCAGUAACUUAAUUAGAUUAACGAUCACUAAGUCAAACAAAGAUAAAUGUGACAACUCAUCAAGUCAGUAAAUCAUGAUAAUAAAGGGCAUCCAAGUUGAAUAACAUUAUUCUGUCCUCUUUGCAGUGACCAGAAACAGCGCCCAUCUGCAGAACAACUAUUGGACCACCCUUUCAUUCCCAAG